GCCGAAACGCCCGCCAGUAUCACCUCUCCUCUCCGGUUUGGCCCGAAAAGCCCUUUCCUCUCUGCCCGUAACGCUCGCCUCUCCCUCCUCCCAGCCCCGUUUCUCUUAAAACCAUGGCCUUCGUAACCGAACCAUGCGAUACAGUCGCUAGAGCUACGUACAAAGACCAUCGAAACCCCAUCUUUCUCGUCCUCCUUCCACACCGCUCCUAGCCUCCUACCUGAAACUAUUGGGAAAUGUAACUUCGCAUCUUUCUAUUCGUGCAAUGGGCGAGAUUCUAUUUUCGCACUUUAUAGCGAGGAAUCGAUCCCCACUUCCACUUCCAUAAUCGGAAAGAAAUAUAUGCUCAAGCGGUUCUUGGCCGCUGUCAAUUGCAUGUUUUUUGCUAGGAAAUCAAGGCCCAAUCUUUCUUGUUUGAUACCUUUGCACUGGGAGUUUCUUGGGACCGCUACUCAGAUAGGAUUCUAGGGUUCCGAUUUUGACAUCCAUGGGUAUGGACUACUACAACAUUCUGAGGGUAAAUAGGAAUGCUACCAAUGAAGAAUGUAGGAAAGCGUAUCGGAGACUGGCGAUGAUUUGGCAUCCCGAUAAGCACCGAGGUGAUAAACAGGUGGCUGAAGCGAAGUUCAAGGAGAUCUCUGAGGCCUAUGAUGUUUUAAGUGAUCCGAAAAAGAGAGCAAUAUAUGAUGAAUACGGAGAAGAAGGAUUGAAGGGGAAUGCACCUUCUUGUUCUCGAAGUGCAACUUCAUACCCCGCCGGUACAAGUGGUCAGAAUAUUUAUCCAUUCAAUUCUAGGAAUGCAGAGGAAAUUUUUGCUGAGGCCUUUCUGAGAGAUUUUGAUUUGGCGUUUAUGGCACAGCCCAAGCCCAGAAGGUCUCAAACAGGAGCUAGAAAAAGUCAAGGUGUCAAUGUUGGAGCUGCAAACAUGUCUCAGAAAGCACCAGGAAUUGAGAGAAAACUUGAAUGCAGUCUCGAAGAACUCUACACAGGAUCUACAAGAAAAAUCAAUUUAUCUAGGAAAGUCAUAACAUCUCAUGGAGAAUCUGUGACUCGAUCAGAGACGGUUGUGAUUGACGUGAAGCCUGGAUGGAAGAAGGGAACUAAGAUCACAUUCCCAAAAAUGGGAGAUGAGGAAGUCAACAUGAUUCCAGGAGAUAUGGUUUUUGAGAUUGAUGAGAAUCCACAUGCUGUGUACACGAGGGUUGGCAAUGACCUCGUUGUUCAACAGAAGUUAUCACUAGCAGACGCCAUUGGAGGAACCACAUUCAAGCUUCAUACCCUUGAUGACCGUGAACUUACAGUUCAACUCGCCAACAUAGUUAGCCCAGGCUACGAGCUUCUGAUUGCCAACGAAGGGAUGCCAAUUGCCCGGGAACCGGGGAGUAAGGGACAUCUAAGGAUCAAGUUUGAUGUUAUUUUUCCUUCUACUUUGACUGAAGAGCAGCGCUCAGGCAUCAGGAACAUCUUAGAGCGCUGAGCUUGGGGACACCUUAAUUCUAACUACUAACUGGUAGUGCUUUUUGCAAUAAGUGUAAAAAAGUUUAGUUCAUAUUUGGUUGAAAAUAAAAUUUUUUAUAGGUUUUUUAUUUAAUUUGAUUCGAGUUAAUUGCCCAUUUUGUAGAAGUGAUGGUGAUAGGUUAUGAGGGUCUUUUUUUUCCCUAAGGGUUUGAUUUGCUUCUUAAUAGUUUGAUCAAAUAAUGAAUCAUGGAGUAUAUUAUUUCUUAGGAAGUAGUGGGUUUCAUUUAGAGGAGUGGGGAUGUUUGGUUUGAUAAUAAUACACUGAUGGAAAUGAUAUUU
Molecule: messenger RNA, 1797 nt
Organism: Phalaenopsis equestris
Lineage: Eukaryota; Viridiplantae; Streptophyta; Magnoliopsida; Asparagales; Orchidaceae
Product: dnaJ homolog subfamily B member 1-like
Exons: 3
Coding region: 488-1477 (329 amino acids)
Cellular component (GO): cytosol
Molecular function (GO): protein-folding chaperone binding
Source: RefSeq, a predicted model, not a curated record